AUACUUCCUUAGUCUUAUUAUGUUAGACUCUUGGACAUGAAUAAGAUAGUUUUCCCUUAUUAUUCUUAUUGACUUAUUAUAUGAUUUCUGGACUCUUGGGUGUAGUUUUCAUUCUGUUUAUAUGCUAUGUAUAUCUGCUUUGGCUCUUUUGAGAUUCUCCGUGAAGUUGGGGAGGUGACCUAUGAGUUAGCAUUACCUCCAUACUUUACCGCUGUUCAUCCAGUUUUCCAUGUCUUCAUACCGUGGAAGUAUAUUCCUGACCCGUCUCAGGUUCUUGGUGGGAUUCAGUCCAGUUAGAUGGGCAGUUGGCCUUUAUAGAGGAGCCCAUGCUUAUUUUGGCCAGUGAUAUGAGAUGGUUGCGUACUAGAGAGAUUCCUGUAGUUAAGAUUCAGUGGAGGCACCGCCCAGUGGAGGAGGCCACUUAAGGGUUAGAGGGAGAGAUGCAAGCCCAGUAUCCUCACCUAUUUGAGACUUCAGGUGAACUCGAAGGAAAUAUUGAUACUAUGAUAAUGUCCGGUGAAUUCGGAGGAAAUAUUGAUACUAUGAUGAUGCCCGGUGAAUUUGAAGAAAAUAUUGAUACGAUGAUGAUGCCCGACAAAUCCAGAGAAAAUAUUCAUUCUAUGAUGACGUUCGGUGAAUCCGGAGGAAAUAUUGAUACGAUGAUGAUGCCCGAUGAAUCUAGAGGAAAUAUUGGUACUAUGAUGAUGCCCGGUGAAUUCGGAGUAAAUAUUGAUACUAUGAUGAUACUCGGUGAAUUCUGAGGAAAUAUUGAUACUAUGAUGAUGCCCGAUGAAUCCGGAGGAAAUAUUGAUACUAUGAUGAUACUCGAUGAAUUCGGAGGUAAUAUUGAUACUAUGAUGAUGCCCGAUGAUUCCGGAGGAAA
Molecule: messenger RNA, 883 nt
Organism: Capsicum annuum
Lineage: Eukaryota; Viridiplantae; Streptophyta; Magnoliopsida; Solanales; Solanaceae
Exons: 2
Coding region: 441-761 (106 amino acids)
Source: RefSeq, a predicted model, not a curated record